Messenger RNA from Salvelinus namaycush (lake trout), 861 nucleotides. RefSeq names its product class A basic helix-loop-helix protein 9-like. The transcript has 2 exons. Gene Ontology annotation, molecular function: DNA-binding transcription factor activity, RNA polymerase II-specific; protein dimerization activity; RNA polymerase II transcription regulatory region sequence-specific DNA binding. The coding region runs from base 1 to 861 and encodes 286 amino acids. NCBI's taxonomy places the organism in Eukaryota, Metazoa, Chordata, Actinopteri, Salmoniformes, Salmonidae. Gene Ontology annotation, biological process: regulation of transcription by RNA polymerase II; developmental process. The record is from RefSeq and is a predicted model, not a curated record.
AUGAGCUGCAGCAGUCUGGCAAGGUUAGAGGAAUUCUCAGAGGAGGAGCUGGAGCUGAGCAUGCUGGGUCAGGGGGAGGAUGUUGAGGCGAGCGACGGCAGCCCCAAGGGCCCCAGCGAGGGCUCGGCCAGCAGCCCCCCCAGCGAUGACACUGAGGGGGACCAGUCCAAGAAGCGUAGCCGCCCGGUCCGCUCCAAGGCCCGCCGUGUGGCCGCCAACGUACGUGAACGCAAACGCAUCCUGGACUACAACCAGGCCUUCAACGCUCUGCGUGUGGCACUCAACCACAACCUCAGCGGCAAGCGGCUCUCCAAGAUUUCCACCCUGCAGAGGGCCAUCAACCGCAUCUCAGCCCUGUCUGUCUUCCUCAGCUCCAACCCCCCCAGUAAGCCUUGCUCCCACCGGGAGUGCCACAGGCCAGCUGGGAGGGUGACAGUUGCUCAUCGCCUGGAGUCCCAGAACUACGUCUCCUGUAACCACGCAUCACUCCCCCAUCAGAUCCAGCCCCAGCAGGGAACCCACCCUCAACCUCACAGGCUGCCAACAGAGACACACCUCUACAUUGACAGCUUGGGCUCCUCAUGCCCCCCCUCGCCACACUACCCCUGCUAUCCUGCCAAGGGCCAGUUGUACCCCUCACGCGGACACUGUGUGACAGGGAACCCCUUGGAGCAGCCGCCAAGCCCUAUUAGGUACACACAGGUGGGCGAAGGGCUGGGGUACCAGACGAGGGGGUGGGCCUCCUGCGCCCAGGGCUACAUUGAUGCCUUUAUGGAGUCGUCUCCAGCCCUGGGCCUCCCCUGGCAGGUGAGCCACAUCCAGGAGACAGCAGGCCCCCAGCACAGCCUGCCCCUGCUCUGA